Messenger RNA from Melitaea cinxia (Glanville fritillary), 646 nucleotides. RefSeq lists its product as uncharacterized. Bases 32 to 469 code for a protein of 145 amino acids. Lineage: Eukaryota; Metazoa; Arthropoda; Insecta; Lepidoptera; Nymphalidae. The transcript has 3 exons. The record is from RefSeq and is a predicted model, not a curated record.
CAACGACUCAACUCAACAAAAUAAUAUUAAUAUGAUUACACGUGUUUUUCUUAUCAUAUUUCUCGUUAGUCCAGUAAUGCUGAAACCACGAUACGUAGAACUAGACGAAGAAGAGCAACAACUGUUUCGUGCGGCGUUCGAUACGCCCUCCUACGACCACGAUGAAUACCAGGAAGAUGAAAACAUGCAACUCGGAAAACUAGACCUUCUAAAAGAUGGCCUGUGGGCCAUAAAAGCGAAGAUAAAGGAACUGAAGGCGUUUAAUAAAGCUUUGGCGGCAAAUUUAUUAUCAACAAAAUUAAAAGUUAAAGAGCUCCUUGCCCAACAUUCACAUGGGAAAAAGCAUCAACAUGAAACACCUGAAAAGAAGAAAGUCAUCCAUAAUUAUCAGCCUCUUCCGAUGUAUGAGCCGCCAAUACCACAGAACGAUGAGCAUCAUUAUCAGCAUGAUCCUUACUAUGGAUAUUAAUUUAGGUCAAAAUUAUGUAAUAUUAAUACAAAGUUCUCUUAAUUAAUUUUUGUAUUGAAAAUUAAUUAUUGUAGCGAGUUAUUUAUUUCUUUAUAGAUCAGAUCCUAAAAAUAUUUAAUAACUUGUAAUUGUGAUUGUUUUAUCAAUUAAGUAUUCUAAUCAAAAGUAUUUCAAUUA